Molecule: messenger RNA, 423 nt
Organism: Mesorhabditis spiculigera
Lineage: Eukaryota; Metazoa; Nematoda; Chromadorea; Rhabditida; Rhabditidae
Source: the annotation of a GenBank genome assembly
AUGAGCGCUCGACAAGAGAAAAAACAAGAGUCUUCUACAUCUCCAACGUCGCGAGGCCGAUCAAGAUCCCUUUCCGGUUCUGCCAAUAUGCCGUUGACCCUAUCACCAAUGUCACCUCGCAUCUGCCGAAAUCAUAUGCCACCAGAUGAAGACCUGGGAGAUCCACGUACGAGAAAACGGAUUGUGGUUUCGACAGACUCAGGGACUGGUCGCCAUAUAUCUGAAGGCGUCGCGGAAAGCAUGCUCCUCCUCGAAGACAACUCAACACCCAGCUUCCCCAAAAAGCACAAAACACCCAGAUUUUCGUUCACCAAAAAGAAAAUCACUUGCGAAGACAUCGAUCGGUGGAGCAUCAUCACUUUCCCAUUUCUAUUCACCCUUUUUAACAUCAUUUACUGGAGCUACUAUCUGACUCGCGCUCAA